Messenger RNA from Phycodurus eques (leafy seadragon), 1489 nucleotides. RefSeq names its product chemokine-like protein TAFA-2. The record is from RefSeq and is a predicted model, not a curated record. The coding region runs from base 363 to 767 and encodes 134 amino acids. Lineage: Eukaryota; Metazoa; Chordata; Actinopteri; Syngnathiformes; Syngnathidae. Gene Ontology annotation, molecular function: receptor ligand activity. The transcript has 6 exons.
UGGAGCUGUCAGACUGAGCCCAGACGCGGCUCAAGCAACGACCGGAUUCCUUCGUGACUCACCGGGAGCGAGGAGACCACACGUGCAUCCCAAACCACUCAGGAACUGUUACAAAGACAAGGAGUCCUCCUCCACCUGAUUUUGAACCAGUGGGAUAUUACAGAAGAUACCCGAGUCGAAUUUGAUCUUAAGGGUGGAUGAGAUGCCGUCAGUGAUGCGUUAAAGGACCAAUAAUCAGUGCUGAUAAGAAGCCGUUCCUAGCUUUUACGCACGUCUCCAGAUUUGAAAUCCUGGAUGUUAGCAGCCCACCUUAUGGUUUAAAGGGGUGUUCAUGCGUGGGAAGGGAGUGGGACACUUCCAGGAUGAGUGAGCGACACGCGCAGGUUGGAAGCAAAGGGCUUUUACUCGUCAUGGUGCUCGUCAUCAGCCUCUGGGACAGGUGUGAGGGCUCGGCAGCAGCGCAGCAUGUUCCCACAGGCACCUGCGAGGUGGUCGCCUUGCAUCGCUGCUGCAACAAGAACAAAAUCGAGGAGCGCUCGCAAACCGUCAAGUGUUCCUGUUUUCCGGGCCAAGUGGCCGGCACCACCAGAGCAGCCCCCUCCUGCGUAGACGCAUCCAUAGUGGAGCAGAAGUGGUGGUGUCAGAUGCACCCGUGCCUUGAUGGCGAGGAAUGCAAAGUCCUGCCCGAUCUGAAGGGCUGGAGCUGCGCGACAGGGAACAAGAUCAAAACCACAAAGAUUUCCGCCGAUAGAGAACAACUUUGGUAACAUCACAUACUUCACCAGGAACUCAAGGUGAAUCAAAGGAGAAGAGCCUGAUGCAAAGAACUUUUCUGUAAAUAGACUGCAGUGAAUCCUUGGAAAACUAUGAAUCCCUCAUGAACUACAUUGGACAUCCAAUUAGAGGAGUAGAUUUAAAUAAGAGGACUCAUUUGAAAGAAGCCUUACCGGACAACGGGAUUCGCUCUCUUAUACCGUACUGCUAGUAGUGGAUUACAAUGGUGAACUUUGCCAAAAUGUUCAAUUCUAGAGUCAUACGUGCUUUACAGGUUUUGUUUGUUCGGCGGGACGACAGCAAGCAUCGUCGCUGACAAACAAAGUAGCUUCAAAGGGUGAACGUGAUGGAAAAAGACGUAAUGUAGCUGAGUAGCAGAUAUUCAGGGGGAUUUUCAAAGACGUACACGACCACGCUGACGCGCCUCUGCCUGAAAUGUUUGAUGUCAUUAUGCGACCUGUUUCCAUACAUUUAAAACUUAGCAGAGGGAUGUGCAUAAAAAUGCACCGUCACUGCAGUGAUCGCUGGAUCUCCUAUCGUUAUAACCAGCCAGCAGCAGCUCGCAGGAAGUACUUUUGCAGUAUUUGUCUUUGGAAAAUCAAUUUUCUGGCAGCUUCUGAUAUUUUUGUUUGCCCCUUAAAUAUCGAGACAAAAAAAAAAAUAAACAUUUUAAUAAAAUGGCUAAGAACAAUUACAUGACUGUUUUCAACCCAAA